Molecule: messenger RNA, 1215 nt
Organism: Naegleria fowleri
Lineage: Eukaryota; Heterolobosea; Eutetramitea; Acrasida; Naegleriidae
Exons: 1
Coding region: 1-1215 (404 amino acids)
Cellular component (GO): cytoskeleton
Molecular function (GO): actin filament binding
Source: RefSeq, a predicted model, not a curated record
AUGAAAAAGUUGCUCGUGUUGGUUUCUCUUGUAGAGAGUCGUGAAUGUUUUCAAGCUUGUUCCGAAGAGCUAGGAUCAGUACAUCGAUCAGAGCCUUUCAAAGUGCAAUGGAAGAAAAUGAUGAAUGUAACAGUAGAUGAGAGUGUAAGAAAUAUUCGGAAGGAAAUUGUUGAAAUGAUGACAUCUGAUCAAACUUGGGAGAGUGCGGACGCAUUUGUGUUGGGAAUGAGAGAUGUUGAUGGAGAGUUUGUGUGGUUUGAAGAUGAAGAAAUGAUUCUGGAUGCUGAUUUAUUAUCGAAUUUGUGUAAACGUUCCUUGAUUAUUUCUCGGAAGAUUCGACCAAAAGCAAGACCAGCACUCUUUGCUUUUCCAAAAUACAGUACGGAGAAUGUUUUAAAGUUGUUGAGUGUGAGUCAUUUGGAUAAAUAUUCUCCAGAAGAACAAUUGGUGAGAACUGAGCUUGCGGCUUGUUAUCGAUUGUUCGAUUUGUUUGGAUGGACAGAUACAAUUUAUGGCCAUUUAACUGCAAGAGUAAUCAAUGGAGAUAAGGAACAUUUUCUCAUUAAUCCCUUUGGCCUUCAUUACAGUGAAAUUACUGCAUCUAGCCUUGUUAAGGUAGAUAUUAAUGGAGAAAUUGUGGACCCUGGAUCCACUGGAGAUUUGUUUGGAAUUAAUAGAGCUGGUUAUGUGAUACAUUCGGCUGUACAUGAAGCUCGGGAUGACAUUUCUUGUGUGAUGCACAUGCAUUAUGCUCCUUGUGCUGGACUCUCUUGUAUCGAGAAUGGAUUUUUGAAAGCUCUUUCCCAAACUAGCUCUAUUAUUGGAGAUGUAGCCUAUCACAAAUCGGAAGGCAUUGCCGUGAAUGCUAAGGAAAGAAAACGACUUCAGCAAGACUUGGGAUCCAAGAAAAAGAUCCUCGUGUUGGAAAAUCAUGGAGUGGUAACUUGUGGAGAAAGCGUGGGUGAGGCCUUUUUGUCAAUGUUUAUUUUGGCUGAAGCUUGUAAAAUUCAAAGUGAGGCCAUGUGCAUGAAAAACGGAAUGCCGAAUGGAAAGAUGAUUCAAGUUGAUGAAUCCAUUGCCGAUAAAUCAUUCGACAUUGCUCACGGAUUUACAAAAGAAGGAUUUGGAAGAAAGGAAUUGUGUACCUACAUGAGAUAUUUGGAUUAUCUAUUUGAGUCAGGAAAGACAUCCUAUGUUCCUCACUAUCGUACUUAA